AUGCGCGCGCACGAGCACAAGAUCGCGCAGCUACUCGAGAAGACCCGGGACUUUGACAAGGAUGAGCGCUACAUGGCCACGUCGGAUCUGUGCGUGGAGCUCGAAAAGGACGUGGAGCUCGGACCGUAUCUCGAGCCCGACGUCUGUGUGGCCGUCCUGGCGCAACUGAAGGACAAGUCGAACGACGUGCAGUCCAUUGCUGUCAAGUGUUUAGGGGUCCUCGUGACGAAGGUGCAGACGAGCCAAGUGGCCGACAUUUGUCGCAAACUCUGCGACCUCCUGCUCAAGGGCACGCCCGAGCUCCGGGACAUUUACGCCAUCGGUCUCAAGACGAUCGUUGCUGACGUGACGCACAAGACGGCGGCGGUCAUUGCGCCCGGCAUUUGCUCGCGGCUCUUGACGGGGCUCAGCAAGGACCAAGAGACGGCAGUGAAAGCUGAGACACUCGAUAUCCUCACGGAUCUCUUGCGACGCUUUGGCUAUGACGUGGCGCUGGAACACGCGACGAUCAUGGAGCUGCUGAUGGAGCAGCUCACGGACGAUGCGCUGCUCGUGCGCAAACGUGCCACGGUUUGUGUGGGAGCACUGGGGGUCGUGGCCUCGGAGUCGCUCGUGAGUCGCUUAGUGGAGCAUCUGAUUAAAGACAUUCAGGCGUCAAGAGACGCGGUCAGAGUGCGCACGCUCAUUCAGACGAUUGGCAUGCUCUCACGCACGGCUGGUCAUCGUCUAGGGCAGCAUCUGGACGCUGUGAUUUGCAUCUUGGUACAGUUUUGCGGUGAUUCUAAAGACGAGUCGCUGCAGCACGAAGACUCGGACGAUCUCCGUAGCAACUGUUUUCAGGCGUUUGAGGCGUUCUUGAGUCGAUGUCACAAUGAGAUCACGCCUCAUGUGAACACGAUUCUUAAACUAGCGAUGCAGUUUAUCUCGUACGAUCCUAAUUACAAUUACGCGGACUCUGCUGACGAAGACGAAGAGAUGGUAGAGGAAGAAGAAGAAUACAGCGACGAAGAAGGUGAUUACAGCGAUGACGACGACACGAGCUGGAAGGUCCGUCGGGCAAGUCUUCGCGUGCUGGCUGCAAUUAUUGCGACGAGACCAGAGCUUUUGGAGCAGCUGUACAUCCAGUGUGCUCAGCCCUUGAUUUCGCGCUUCAAAGAGCGAGAAGAAAACGUUCGGAUCGACGUCUUGGCAGUGUUUUCAGACCUUCUUCGUGCGACUCGCAAGACUCUUCCGAGCUCGAGUAGAAUGGGCUCUUAUCAGUACUCACCUGCGUCAAAUGCGUGUACGAACCAGCUAAAACAGCGCCUGAGUGCGAUCGUGCGUAGCGCAAACAAGCAAUUUGAACCCAAAGCUUCAGUUUCGUCGCGUUGCGCAGUUCUUGCGCUGUUGAGCGAGCUCGCGAUGCUAGAGCAUGGAAAGUUGGGAGAAUACAUUGGUCUUGUCAUGCCGAACGUUCUCAGUGCAGUGGAGGACAAACACUCAGACUUGAAGCUGGAGGCACUUACGUUUCUUCGCCUUCUUGUGGAUACACACACUAUGGAACCGUUCCGACCACACGUUGAUGCGGUCGCUACAGUUGCAGUGCAGUGUGCAAAGGGCGAUUGGUACAAAACAGUGGCAAAAGCGCUUGGAUUGAUCGAAUCUCUUGUCCACAUUAUCCGCUCUGACAUUAAAGACUUGAUGUACAAAUUGUACGCCGUGCCGUUCUUUGAUGCGGUGCUACCUAACCUGAAGGCUCAUGAUAUUGAUCAAGAAAUCAAAGAGGCUGCAAUCAGCAGUAUUGGAGAAAUCGUUGCUAUCCUGGGCGACGAGCUUGGUCAGCGGGUGGAAGAAGUUUUUCCUCUGUUAAUGGAGCGUCUAAACAACGAAAUUACGCGCAUCCAUAGCAUCAAGGCGAUUGGAGCCAUUGCUCGCUCAAAGCUUGACGUAGAUAUGACUCCGAUACUCGCACAGUGCACACAGACCCUGGCUCAGAUGCUUCGUCAGCAGUCUCGCACGUUGAAACAAGCGACGUUGACCACCCUCAACGAUCUAGUCGUUCACAAGGGUGCACAAAUGUCUGAUGCUCUCCACUACGAUGUAGUGCUCGAAGCUUCGCUACUUCUCGUGGACGUGGACCUGCAGCUGUGCCGCAUGAGCAUCACAUUGAUAUCGAACUCUGUCCGCGUGUGCCCGCAUGUUGCGUCAACGGAAGCUUUGUUGCACAACGCCCAAGUGAAAGCUCUGGAGCUGUGCCACAGUGCUAUGCUUCAAGGCCCCACCUUGGGAGCUCUUGAGUCUUUUUUUGCGCAGCUGACACAGCUAGACUUACCCGGUAGUAGUUUUACCGACCUGUUCAAGGCGCUGAUGGCUAUUUCGCCCGAGGAGUCGAAGCACUCGGUGCUAAAUAUCGCAAGGUGUGUUGCUUGUUCGUGCGUGGCUACAACGGAACAAAACCGCAAGCUUGCUUUCGCAAAGUUUGUUGACGACAUCACACAAAAGGAGUCUGAGAAAGACAAAGUACUGGCACUCUACUGCUUGGGAGAGUUCGGUCGAAAUAUUAAGCUAGCUGGCUACACAGACGUGAAGGAGAUCAUUUUGGAGUCCUUCAAUGAUGCUGGCGAAGAAGUAAAGGCUGCAGCUGCGUACUCUCUUGGUAGUAUUUGCGUUGGCAACAUGGAAGAGUACCUGGACAUUGUUAUGGAGAAGUUGGAGCUUGGAGAUAAUUCUUACUUGCUGCUGACAUCGCUGCGUGAAGUCAUUUUGGAUCAUGCAGCAAAGCCACACCACGGUUUUGCAAUGUACGUGGAUCGUGUACUUCUGGUUCUUCAGAGAAUGAGUGCUCGUCAGGAGGAGGGGGUGCGCAACAUGGUAGGCGAAUGCAUAGGAAAACUUGCUGCAACAAAUAGUGCCAACCUGAUGCCGAUUGUGACCGAGCUGUGCGGAUCUUCUGACGUAUGGUCGCGUUGGACCGCCGUGACGAGUCUUAAGUAUGCGAUGACAACAACUGUCCAGGACCCAUCCAUUGAUGCAAUCUUCGCUCACAUUGACCCUUUCCUGUCUGCGCUUGAAGAUGAAGACUUGCACGUUCGCCGUGCUGCACUGUUGGUGUUCAAUACAGCUGCCCAUCACCAUCCUCACCAUCUGGUGCCUUAUGUUCGCGAAAAGAUAUUCCCGGUGCUCUUGAAAACUAGUGAAAUCAAGCUAGAGCGAGUGGUGGAUCUCGGUCCGUUCAAGCACAAAGUGGAUGAUGGACUCCCUCUUCGAAAAGCUGCAUAUUCGUUUGUCGACACUUUGAUCCAGGUGCUGCCGCGGGAGAUCGACAUCAAUCUGUUUCUCGACCAAUUGAAGCGAGGUCUUGGAGACCAGGACGAUAUCCAAAUGCUUAGCCACCAGAUCUUGAUCAAGAUAUGCUAUGUUCAGCCUGGUAGCAUUGUGGGUGCACUGGAUUCGUUACUGGAACUGUUGGAGAAGACGAUCAACAAAAAAGUGAAGGAGGACCAGGUUGGUCCGGAGGUUGAGCGUGUGAAAGACCUUAUACGUAGUGCGCUGCGUGCGCUCGAUGCAGUCAGCGCUGUUCUUGACGCUGACGCCCAUCCAAGGCUAAAUGCCGUGAUGACGAAUGCCAAGAAGAACAAGAUGCUCGGCGUCUUGUUGGAGACCAUCCGCAAUGAGCGCACGAAUUAA
Molecule: messenger RNA, 3666 nt
Organism: Peronospora matthiolae
Lineage: Eukaryota; Oomycota; Peronosporomycetes; Peronosporales; Peronosporaceae
Source: the annotation of a GenBank genome assembly